This is a messenger RNA of Plutella xylostella (diamondback moth), 2445 nucleotides long. NCBI's taxonomy places the organism in Eukaryota, Metazoa, Arthropoda, Insecta, Lepidoptera, Plutellidae. The record is from RefSeq and is a predicted model, not a curated record.
CGAAUGCAUCCCAGCAGUAGCUACGUCACUACCGGAUGUACAUUUUAAUAUUAGUAGGGAUUUGAAUUAUUGUUUAUAUGUUGAUCAAAUUAUUGUUAAGGUUUAUAGAAUAUGAUUUAUAUCUGAAAUUAUAAAUAUACAGUUAUAAAUAGCUUUAUAAUAUUACAUUAUUUUCGCACUAGCGACAGUGGCGCCAUUAUACUACCGGAACAGUUAAAUUAAGUAUCAAGUUUUGUUAUAUAUUUAAAAGAACCAUUUUAAAAAUAUUAUUAAUAUGUAGUAAUUAUAAUCUAAAUAAUUAAUGAUUUUACGAGUUGUUUUGGAUUAUAUAAUUUUAAUAUUUAGAAUAUCCAGAUACUGUAAGCGUUUCCAUUUCCGUUUAGAUUACGAUACUUUUCAAAUUGUUGGGAGUUCUUAUAAAACUAGAUGUAAGGGCCGAGAGAGCCUCACUCUUUACUGCACCGUCACCUAGACACCUAGUUAAGGGGAACCUCUGCCCGAAAAUAAAAUAAAGUGAAAGUGCCAGCCAUCUUUAUUUUUCGCCAUCCUUCGCCACCUGUUAUACCUCAGAAGUGGGAUCAGCCCAAGAUGUCCGGCCCAUAUGCUGCUGGUUUGGGCAUGAGGAAGAGGACAAUCAGCCACGUGUCCACCACCGACGACGAAGAAAACGAAGAAAAUUUUUUUUCUUCCAACGACGCCAUGCCUGCUCCGACGAAAAGACGGCGAGUCACGCAUGCCGACGCUGAAGUAGUCCCAAAAUUUCGACCAGAAGACAGCAACAGCAGCGUCAGUAGCUGGCUACACAAGAUCGACCAGCUGGGAGACGUCUACGGAUGGGACGCGACCGAGAAGCAGUUCGUGAUGCAACUCCGCCUGCGAGGUUCAGCUCGACGUUGGUAUGACGAGCUAGAAAACUACAAUCUACGCUGGGAAGAUUGGAAAAGUGCACUACGAACUGCAUUUCCACGAUCAACUGACUACGUGGAUCGUCUUGAGGCCAUGUUGUCGAGAACAAAAAGGGACACGGAAACCAUGACAAACUAUUUCCACGACAAAGUUUCACUCCUCAAAAAGUGUGAAAUAGAAGGUGAAAGUGCAAUCUCAUGCAUUAUUCGUGGUCUGCCUGUGGAACUGCGCGCUAAUGCUAAAGCGUAUCAAUGCGAAACACCUGAGCUUCUCUAUUACGGCUACCUGUCGUCACUAGAAAACUACCGAAAAGUCGAAGCGGCCGCAUCAACCAAGCGGUCAACAUGGAGAAGAGGCGCGACUGACGUAUAUGUCGCAACAUCACAGCCGUCUGGAGUGAAGCGGUGCUACGCGUGCCGACGAGUGGGACAUGACGCACGGGACUGCCGGACUCAACAACGCUGCGACACCUGCCAGCGGGCCGGCCACACCUCUACCACCUGCUGGUUUGCAUCCGCCCCAAGUUCAUCUCGGGCACCGGUGCAGCAGGCGCCAUCACGGGUGAGUCGUAUUAUGUUUACAACUAUCAGUACCUGUCAGGACAUCUAUAAACGACUAGUUUACAUUGGUGCGAUUGUUCUAUUGGCAUUCAUUGAUACUGGCAGUAAAUUGAAUAUACUUACAUCAAAGCGGGCCAAAAUGCUAGAUCUUAAUGUCGUUCCAUCGGAUAUAGUAAUGAGAGGAUUUGGGGGUGCUCAUAUAAAAUCGUUAGGCAGAACGCGCAUAGAUGUAUCAAUAGAUGAUAUUUGCUUAAGUGGAGAAGUUGAAAUUACUGAUUACGAUUUAUCAGAUAUAGAUCUAAUCAUAGGACAGUCUAUGAUCAAUCAACCUGGUAUUAGUCUAGUCACUACCACAAAUACUGUAGAGUUCGUACAAACUAAGGAGGUAGAAAACUGUCUUAUGAAUUGUAAACUAGAGGACAAUGAUUUCAACUCAAAGUAUUGUGUGUAUCUCAAGUGUGAUGUUAAAAUACCAGCUCAAAGCGCCUGUUACAUUAACGUAUUUGUAGAUAUUGAAAGUAAUGACAAUAGUUGUUGUUUUCUGACUAAUUCGAUAUAUGUUCAUAACGGUCAGAUGUGCUAUGCUAUACCCGGGCGAGUUAUCUGCAUCGAGGGAUAUUUGAAAUUCAUUAACUUAAGUGAUGAGGUCAUAUUUUUACCAGCCCAUAAAUUAGUGGCCCGAGCCGAGCUUGUUUCGCUGGUUCCUGAUAAUUUUCGCGACGUCAUGGCUGUUGAAUUACAUACAAAGUCCACACGUAACGUGCCAUUAUUAGAUCCUAACGAAAUUGACAUAGGUGAACUUUCAGGAGAAGAUAAUGAUAAAUUAUUGACCUUGCUUAGUAAAUAUAGUCAUAUGUUUGCCAAAGAUACGAAAGACUUAGGCUGCACAGAUCUAAUUAAGAUGCAAAUUCAGACAACGACUGACAAACCAGUUCAUUUUAAGCCAUACCGAUUGUCACUGAAAACGUGUACCAAAUAG